This is a messenger RNA of Danio rerio (zebrafish), 5259 nucleotides long. It is a transcript of the gene mgat1b, whose product is annotated as alpha-1,3-mannosyl-glycoprotein 2-beta-N-acetylglucosaminyltransferase b. Gene Ontology annotation, biological process: glycoprotein biosynthetic process. Gene Ontology annotation, molecular function: manganese ion binding; alpha-1,3-mannosylglycoprotein 2-beta-N-acetylglucosaminyltransferase activity; acetylglucosaminyltransferase activity. The record is from RefSeq and is marked validated. Lineage: Eukaryota; Metazoa; Chordata; Actinopteri; Cypriniformes; Danionidae. Gene Ontology annotation, cellular component: perinuclear region of cytoplasm; Golgi membrane.
GUCAAAUGAAGACCUCUGUCAGGACAUUCCUGCACACUCCGCCGUUAGAAUAAGCAUCCGUAACGCACGUCCUCACCUCAGCAGCUCAACCAGCCGCAGACCUUACCGGAUGUGAAACACGGAGCGGGACUGAGCGCACGCACAUACACGGGGAGAAAGAGAGAUAGAAAUGGGCGACAGCUGCAGGAAUGGAGAGAGCCGAAUAUUGACAGGCGACCGAUGAUGAUGAAGAUGAUGAUGAUGAUGAUGAAGAGUGAGAAGUGAAGGUCUCAUUCUGACGGUCUGCAUCUCUUCAGUCACGGCCAUCUCGCUGUUUAACCCCAUCCUGUCCAGAGAUGAUGAAAGCGUUGUCCUCGCUGCGGUCCCUCGUGUGGUGUCACUGGGCCAUGGUUCGCAAGAAAGGAUCUCUUAUUUUGUGCGGAGCUUUUUUGUUUGUCGCCUGGAACGCCUUGCUCCUCCUCUUCUUAUGGGGGAGGCCUCCCAUUGGUCGACUUGGGGAGGGAGGUGGAGCCGAACCAGGGGCCGGAGAAGAGUGGGGAGCAGGAAAGUCAAAAGUGGGUGGAGCUAACGGAUUGGCCGGUGAAGUGAUCAGAUUGGCUGAAGAAGUAGAAUCGGAACUGGAGACUCAAAAGAAGCUCCUCAAACAAAUUCAAAGCCACAGAGAACUAUGGGAACAGCGGAAGGAACUGGAAAAGAGAGAAUCGGAGGACACGAAGGAUGAAAAGAUCGACGUAGAGCCUAAAAAGCCUAGGCAGAUUCCUGCAGUACAUCUAAGUCAUAAAGUGGUAGAAUAUGCACAAACUGUUACGAAAAAAACGCAGACUUUAAUGGUCACGCCGCCUCAGCUGGUCAUGAAGGAGCAGGAAACAGACCAAAAGAACAAGCAAAUGAUGGAAGAUCAACUAGGCCUUACUACACCAAGCCCUCAAAUCAUUAUCCCAAUUCUGGUCAUUGCCUGUGAUAGAGUAACUGUGAAGAGGAGUUUAGAUAGGUUGAUACAGUAUCGUCCUUCUGCUGAACUUUACCCAAUUAUUGUCAGUCAGGACUGUGGUCACGCUGAUACGGCCAGGGUGAUUGGCUCCUAUGGCAGUCAAAUAACCCACAUUAGCCAACCGGAUCUUGCGGACAUUCCAGUAAGACCCGAUCACAGGAAGUUCCAGGGUUACUACAAGAUCGCCAGGCACUACCGUUGGGCCCUGAACCAAGUGUUCAAUGUCUUUGCCUACUCCACAGUGGUUAUUGUGGAGGAUGACCUGGAGGUUGCCCCUGACUUUUUUGAGUAUUUCCGUGCGCUGUACCCCAUCUUGCGAUCGGACCCAACUCUGUGGUGCAUAUCCGCUUGGAACGAUAAUGGACGGGACGGUCUGGUUGACCCAGGCAAGGCUGAACUCCUUUACCGGACAGAUUUCUUUCCCGGUCUUGGAUGGAUGCUUUUGAAGGAAGUCUGGGCAGAGUUGGAGCCCAAGUGGCCCAAGGCGUUCUGGGAUGACUGGAUGCGACACCCAGAGCAGCGGAAAAACCGCUCAUGCAUUCGCCCUGAGAUCUCCAGGACUAUAACCUUCGGCCGGAAAGGCGUCAGUUUGGGUCAGUUUUUUGACCAGUAUCUGCGCUACAUCAAACUCAAUACUGAAUUUGUGCCUUUCACGAAACAUGACUUGUCCUACUUGGUCAGGGAGAAGUACGACGUAUCCUUUGAAAAAGACGUUUAUAGCGCCCCCUUGGUGAAGGUGGAGGAACUACAGCACGGUGGAAGCUUGAAAGGCUCGGGACCGUUUCGAGUUCAAUAUUCCAGCAGAGACAGUUUUAAAGUGCUGGCCCGCAAUUUAGGAGUUAUGGAUGACUUGAAGUCAGGGGUUCCCCGUGCUGGAUACAGGGGCGUAGUCAGCUUUAUUUCUCGUGGACGACGAAUUUAUCUGGCUCCCCCUGAGGGCUGGACUAAAUAUGACGUUAGCUGGAGCUGAGGAGAUCACAAAAGACCCGAAGGAGAAAACGUACAACUAUUAUUACAAGUAACGAAGGAGAGAGACGCCCUCUCAAACCAAAGAAAACAAGAGACAGGGUGUGAAAGGGAGUAUGAAAUAACAGCUGUUUUGUGAAGGAGGAACACCCAGGCAUUCUGGGAACUGCACAAAAGGAAGUGCGUCGUAUUUUGCGCAGCAAUCAUGCAACAAUCUUCCCUCAGUGAAAGUGGUAGUUAAGCUGCAAACAACUCCUAUGCAGAAUCACAUAUUCUGAUAUGGAGAUGAAUAAUCAGAUUCCUCUUAUUAUUAUUAUUAUUAUUUGAGCUUACUGAGCGUUGUGCGGGAUCAACAUCAAUGCAAAAGACAUUUUAUUUAAUCCUGGAGGAAUCUCACGAAAAGAUGUUUUAAAGACAGAAAAUGUAAAAAAUAUGUAAGAGAAAUGGGGACCAUAUGCUGCAGAAUUUCAAAUCAAGCUUGAUUUUUGGGACUAUUUUUAAUGAUAUUAUUUUAAUAUGCGCAAUUUUACUCGAUUUUGAAUUCAUUUUUGUUUCUGUUUUGUUUGUUUAUGCCCUAUUACAGCGUCCUUCUUACAGUGUAACUAUACACUUAAAUACUGAGUAAUAUUAAUUAACUACAUGUACUUAAUGGUUAGGGUUUGAUUAAGGGUUGGGUUGAAGGAUAGUUGUAUGUAAUUACUCGGGGUGUAACGGAUCACGGUUGAUCACAACCAACAGUUCGGAACGCACAUGACCCGCGGAUUAAUAACUUUUAAAACUUGUAGGUUAAUCCAACAUUUAUAACGAUUGCAGAAAGAUCUCUCGUGUCAAUCAAAUCAUGUGUAUGAAAGCAUUUUGGCUUCCCUGUAAAACAUAAUGAUGACGGAAAAAGUUGUGGUGGGACCUUAAUGCUUACUUACAGUAGGUUAUUAAUUAAAGGGGUUUUCUGUCACUGCUUGUGUAGCCUGCAUUAAUGCAUUCAGUAAAAAGCUGAACGAUUAAACAUUAAAAGAUCAUGAUCUCAAUUCAAACCCACAUUUAAAUCUGCGUUUGAUCAAGAGAGAUUCAAGGCUCGUACACACCGAGAUGCUUUUUGUUUUUGUUUAUUAUUAGCAUUUUGGGGCUGUUUUUCCGCAUUCAAACCCAAGCAAUUUUUCACUGGUGUCGAGCAGAAGAGUAUGCAAAAUCACUUCUUGACGUUAGGUGGCGCUACACAACUUUUAACUUCUGAUACCUGCUUGUAACAUCGAAGAAUAAGACAGAAAGUUAACAUGCUUGUUGUUAAAGUUACUGGUGAUUCGAACAAGCAUGGAUGGUUCUAGCAGCUCCAGCUCUAGCGAUGAAGAAAUGAUUAUUGUUCACCAGUGCAAUAAGCAGCUGAAAACUGAAUACGUGAGCAGAAUGCGUCCCGGUGUGAAUAGGCCUCAAGUUUUUACACUUUUUUAGUUAGUUACAAACAGUUAAAUAACCCAGAAGCACUGGGAGAACAGUUUAUAGAUCAGAUGCAAACACUGAUGUUUAUGGUAAAGUUUAAAUCACAGUUUUAUGGAACUUGACGCUGGUGAAUGUUGUACAUUACAUUUUGUUACCAAUGGGUGGCGACAAACAACCUAAAAUUAUGACACUGAAUAGAGGAAUUACCAACCUACGUCACACAGGUUCCCUUUUGCAAAAAAAGACCGGUUGCAGUAGCAAAACAUUCAGCAAAAACAUUUACAUAUGGUGAAUUUAACUGCAGACACUGAAUGCUUAGAAUGAAAUGUAAAGAUAUAAGUUCACAUAUCCUUCGCUGUCAGAAUGCAGUAGUUUUGCUUGUUGAUGAUUACCCAGGCCUUGUAUAGCUCCGCCUUUUUUCCUGGUCUUUGGCUUGGCAGAACCUCGGUUUAUUGAACAUUAUUUCUUACACAUGACAACACAGAACAAAACUGUUGGCAUCCAAAGACUUGUAGGCCUUCAACUUCUCUUGUAAAAUCACUUGGCGUUUCAAUAAGAUAGUUAUAUAUUUUGGGCUGGAUGCUUGGCCGUUUUGUCUUAUCCAAUAUCCAUUGGGAGGGUGCUAUCGCAAAUGGACCUGUCAGACGAACGCCGCUCACUUUAACUUUAAUUUUGCCAAAUCACUGUGCAUACCACUGGGUGACGAGCUGUUAUAAUACACUGAAAGCAUUAUGUAAAUAAUAUACAUAUAAUAGGUAAUCAAUAUAACAUUUCUGAGACAACAACAAACUCUGUACCGCAUCGGAUGUCAUUCCUUCGCUGCAAAUGCUAGCGCUCCUGUUUUUUUUUUCUGCAACCUCACUGCGCACCCAUCCAGAAUGUUUACAAACCAGUAAUUCAUCUAUAGGUUUGUGAUGUGUGAUCCGUUACACCACUAAUUAUUACUCAUAAUUUAUUGUUUUUACCAUAGUAAGUACGUAAAACGUAUAAGAAGGACACCGUAAAAUAUUGUUUUUCUCAGUGGUUAUAACUGGAAUUAUUGUUUAUUAUCACCAUGAUAUAUACAAAAUAAUAAUAAUACUAUAUUAUUAAGUUUCAUGAGAUUCAGCCUUUAAAGAGUGUUAAAGGCCCUACUGAAGCCCUUUUUGCAGGUUUUAUUAGUUCCUGACAUCAUUAUAAAUGAAGAUUGUGUAUAAUUGGUGUCUGAUUUGAUCAACGCACCCAUGAAAGCGCAGACUUGUUUGUUUGACUUUUUUUAUGUAGCACUUGAAUCAAUGAAGUUCAAGCUUGUGCCAGAAAUGAUCCGAGGCUCAUGUAACUGACAUACCAAAACUCUGGACGACAUUUCUUCUGUGCCAUUCUGUUGAAGUACUGUACUUGAACCUUUUAUUUGAACUGCUCUUCCUGGCCCGGGAGAGAUGUCAUUUGCUUUUUGUAUAGGUUUGUUGCAAAACCAGAGGUCAUAGAAAUUGCUUUUAAUGUUUUUACGGAUGAAAUGAAUGGAUUGCAGUGGGCCAGAGAUGAAGUAUACUGUAUCUGAAGUGUUCGAGAAAGAGAGAUGAUCUGAUAUUAAUGCAAAUGCAGUAUGAAGAAGUGUGAAACCACUGCCUGACAUGUUUAUAACUUUAAUACUUUGAGAAUAAAACAGACUAUUUUGAUAUUUGACAAUAUAUGCUACUUUUUCCUGUCUUUUUUUAGGUUUGUAAAUGUGUCCUUUUUAUGUCACGUCGUUGUUAAACUGAAACCUUAUCUGGGCACUUCCUUUUGUGUCAUGUUGGUUUGUUAAACUGAAAUCUUAUCUGGCGACUUCCUUUCAGAGAUCUUUUAUUAAAACCCCCACAUCAGCAGUGAUGCAGGCGCCAUUGUGA